CCAAGGAUCUUAUCCAAAUGGGCCUCUUGUUGGUACAAACCUAUUAACAAUUCCGAAACAAAGAUCAUCUUCAGUGACCUCAGCAAACAAUACAGGUUCUAGACGAGCCGGAAUUUCUCAGAGUUUAAAUCCUGGCAUUUCACCCAGUAAUGGAUUUCUCUCCAGUGGGUAUCAUCAACCACCUGCAGAAUUUCCUGAUACCGCUGAUUUCUUUACUAAACCUAGUAUUAAUGUACAUAAAUCUCUGGGAAGCCCAUUUAAUUUUUCAGAUUGUCAACAACAAUUUAGAACAUCUUCAUGUUAUACCUGUAAUAGUUGCAGACGGCAAGUAUUCAACUCUGUUGCAAACUCAUUAUUUGAAUCUGUAGCAGAAUGUCAAAGUCAAAAAUCAGGUGAAGAUGGAAACAGUGAGGUUUUAAAAGACCCCAACCAUGUUGCAGAGAAACUGCACAGUGAAUUGGGAGAAACAAAAAAUCCUUCUUGUCAAAUGGAUCAAACUAAGAAUUUUCAGUUUGAUAUUGAGGAGAAUUCUUUAGAAAAGAUGUUAAUAGAGAACCAUAAUUCAUUAAUGGAAGAAAUGAACAGCUGGAAUUUUCAAAUAUUUGAUCUUGUUCAAAAUAUGGGCGAUAAAUCUAGAAGAAUCCUUAGUCAGGUUGCAUUUGCAUUGUUUCAAGACACUGGUUUAUUUGAAAUUUUCAAAAUUCCAGUUCAGCCUUUCAUGAACUACUUUCAAGCACUAGAAAAUGGCUAUCGAGACAUUCCCUAUCACAAUCGAAUACAUGCAACAGAUGUUCUUCAUGCUGUGUGGUAUCUUACAACGAGACCAAUUCCCGGAUUUCAGCAAAUAGACAGUGACUCCGGGAGAAGAACUGCCAGGGAAAGUGAUAUUUCAGGGGGCCAUGUUGCCUAUGUUUCAUCCAAAAGCUGUCCUGUUGUAGAUGAAAACUAUGGAUAUUUAGCAUCAAAUAUUCCAGCCUUAGAAUUAAUGGCUUUAUAUGUAGCAGCAGCUAUGCAUGAUUUUGAUCAUCCUGGUCGGACAAAUGCUUUUCUGGUAGCAACAAAUGCACCACAGGCUGUGUUGUACAAUGAUAGAUCGGUUCUAGAAAAUCAUCACGCAGCCUCUGCAUGGAGCCUCUUCUUAUCACUACCGGAAUACAAUUUUCUGUCUAAUCUUGACCAUGUACAGUUCAAACGAUUUCGAUUCUUAGUGAUUGAAGCAAUACUUGCGACAGAUCUCAAGAAACAUUUUGAUUUUCUUGCUGAAUUUAAUGCCAAGGUAAACAUGAAUGGACAUGGUAUUGAAUGGAGCAAUGAGAGCGAUCGACUGUUAAUAUGUCAGAUAUGCAUCAAGCUUGCAGAUAUCAAUGGUCCAGCCAAAGUUAGAGAUCUCCACCUGAAAUGGACAGAGGGAAUUAUUAAUGAAUUUUAUGAACAGGGAGAUGAAGAAGCAAACCUGGGGCUACCUAUUAGUCCUUUUAUGAACCGACAUUCUCCUCAACUUGCCAAAUUACAAGAAUCUUUUAUUGCUGACAUUGUUGGUCCUCUUUGCAAUUCUUACGAUGCAGCCAACUUGCUUCCAGGCAGGUGGAUUGAAAAAGAUGAGCGGGAAAGCUCUGAAGAUUGUGAUGCAGAAGAGGAUAGCGAAGAGGAAAUGGAAGAUUUAGGAACAAAAUUACAAAGAAGAAACGGACAGCAAAUAUUUAGUCAGCUAACAUACCAUUUGAAUGAAAACCAUAAAAUGUGGAAGAAAAUAAUUGAAGAAGAGGAACUAAAUAAACCAGAAGAAAAUGAACAUUCAGAAAAUACCUCCUUAUGUCAAACAGAUGAGAUUCAGGUCAUUGAGGAAGCAGACGAAGAAGACGAACGACAUUAAGAACAAGGGAAAAAAAACACUUUAGAAAGACUUUGUAACAGUGUUCUAGACUGCUGCAAGAAUAUACUUUUGCCCAUAAUGCUGGCUGUAAACUGAUAGACCUGAAGAAGUAUGAAAAAUAGUAUACUGAAUCAGAGGUGGGUUCGGCCAAGUAGGUAGUAACUUCGCCGGCUAUGCCCCCAAACUGGUUCUGUCUUGUUUUUUGCUUCUGCACAUGCACAGGGGCAUUUUUUAACCUACUGCGCAUGCGGUACAUCAAGCGAACCAGCAGUAGAAGAAACCAGAACCCACCCCUGUACUGAAUAAUGUGAAAGGAUACUUAUUUCUUCAGCAUUAUCACACUUCUAUGCACUUUUGAUACAUGGAAAUUUUAAAAAAAACUUCAUAGCCUUACUGAACACAGUACUGCAUUCCAUGAUGAGAAGAUUUUAUGUGCAGCUUGGACUUCAUGUAUCUUGUUUUGCUGCCUUCCUAAAAGUAACUUUUUAAUAUCAAAAGGGAAUUAACAGUUUGGAGAACAAUUAAACCUGAAAUACCCAAGUUAUAAGGACAUUGUGUUUUGCAGAUGCUCCUGAGACAAAGGCCUAUAAUAUUUUAGAAUUUUGUUUUUAAUGCAAACCUUAAAAUCACUGUGCCUGUCAAUAAGCAGUUCCCAUAAAUUUAAUUUGCAAGAGUUUGA
Molecule: messenger RNA, 2552 nt
Organism: Thamnophis sirtalis
Lineage: Eukaryota; Metazoa; Chordata; Lepidosauria; Squamata; Natricidae
Source: RefSeq, a predicted model, not a curated record